AUGGGUCGGAUCGCAGCCGGAGCAGGAGGAGGGCAGGGCGUGGUUAAGCAACCAGCCACCACCAACGGGAGCCUGGCUAUACGGCUUCGAUACCUCUUCCUUAUCGCCACCGUCUUCGGAGGAAGCUAUAUCAUCAUAUCCCUCACUACAUACACUAACACCAUAUUUGUCACCAACGAGGCGCAAUUCGGCUUCUCGCGGGACUUGCACCAUCAAAAAGAACCAAGUGAGAGGUACACGAUACGAACUAAAGGCUGCAGUAUACCAGGCCUCGACCCCUACGAUGAACAUAUCAAAGAAUUUGUAGAAUUCCCUCGAGAUAUGGAAUCAUGUCCUAAUGUCAAUAAAACAUUAUUAAAUAAUAAUAGGACGCACAUUUGGGUGUUGCAAGAUAAUAAACCACAUUAUAAUAUUAGUGAAGAUCAAGACUUCUCUUGUUGCUACAAGGCAUUCCAUCGACCUGCGACAAUACAAGAUAUAGAUGGUGUAGAAAUAGACGAUCGUAUCAAGUAUCAAGAUUGUGUUUAUUUUGAUGAUUUCAUAAAAGUGACUGAUGAAUUUGUGCGAGUUUUCUGUUAUUCCGAUGGAGCAGAAAUCUAUCAACAAUUUUUUUUAUUCGCACCGCACAAAGAAUUUAUGUCCCAUGGUACCAAAGAAAUAUCGGAUGAAAAGCGAGCUUAUAAUGUGAUAGUUAUGGGCAUAGAUGCGGUUUCGAGGAUGAACUUUCAUAGGACGAUGCCUAAAACCCUACAAUUUUUAAAAAGCAAAGGUACAGUUGAAUUAGUUGGAUAUAACAAAGUUGGCGAUAAUACGUUUCCGAAUCUAAUACCGCUGCUUCUCGGUAUUAAAGAAAGUGAAUUGAAAACAACGUGUUUACCUUAUGAUCAAUUGACAUUUGACAAUUGUCCGUUUGUGUGGGAGUGGUUCAAGCAGGCGGGGUACUAUACGGCGCUCGGCGAGGAUUCUUCACUGCUCGGAAGCUUUAACUACUUGAGGGUCGGCUUCAGCAAAACUCCGACGGAUUAUUAUCUCCAUACCUUCGUAAAUGAAGCUGAAACAAACGCUGGAAAAGUCAAAGAUUUUAAUUCGUACCUUUGCAUGGAUGAAAAAUAUUUUUUUCAAGUUUUAUUAGACUACAUAGAGGAUUUGACAAUAACACUUAGAUCUUCGAAAUUAUUUGGAUUUUUCUGGGAAAUAACUAUGAGCCACGAUUAUCUUAAUUAUCCAAUGAUAAUGGACACCAGUUAUGAAUUAUUUUUUAAGAAAUUAGAAAGGUCAAACUAUUUAGAUGACACGAUAGUUGUACUUCUAAGUGAUCACGGUAUAAGAUGGGGCAAAAUCAGGUCCACCAAGCAAGGACGAUUAGAGGAAAGACUACCAUUUGUAAAUAUUUUAGUGCCGCCAUCAUUUCGAGAAACAUACGUCUCGGCGUAUAACAAUUUGCGAAUAAACAGUCGACGAUUGACCACACCGUUCGACUUACACGAGACAUUAAAUGACCUCGUAGAUUUGAAGAAUAUUGAAGAUGAAAAAAUAAGAUCUCGAAGUAAUGAAUUCUACGCUUAUAAGAGAGGUAUUAGUUUAUUUUUACCAAUACCGGAUAAUAGAACUUGUGAAAUGGCAAGUAUCGAAGAUCAUUGGUGUACAUGUCAUAAGGGUAAGAAGAUUUCUAAGGAUAACAGCGAAGCAAUGGAAGCUGCAGCUCAUUUGGUGCGUCAAUUAAAUUCUCUGUUAAGUGAUCACGUCCAAUGCGCUAAACUCGCUCUCUCGCAGUUAAUCGAUGUUACGGAAAUGGAAGUAGGAACACCCAGUGUUGAUGAAGUUGGUUGGCGCGAAUUUAUGGUCACAGUUGAAACGACUCCCGGUAAUGGAAUAUUUGAGGCAACGCUCCGCCAAAGUAAAAUCGAAUGGACGCUGGCUGGUACUAUCAGCAGGCUGAAUCUUUACGGCGAUCAAAGCAUAUGCAUUCAUAACUAUCAACUGAAAUUAUAUUGUUAUUGUCAAUAAUGUGAUCCGAAUAUACGAUUAAUACACAUCCAAUUUUAAACAUUGUAUUAAAUCGAAUACGAUGUGGCAAGUGAAACAUUAUUGGAAAAAUGUUUUUUGAGGACUAUUUUUGAUAUGGACACGAUACAGUUUCAAGAAUACUUUA
Molecule: messenger RNA, 2152 nt
Organism: Papilio polytes (common Mormon)
Lineage: Eukaryota; Metazoa; Arthropoda; Insecta; Lepidoptera; Papilionidae
Exons: 1
Coding region: 1-2007 (668 amino acids)
Source: RefSeq, a predicted model, not a curated record